AUGAAUGAGGCAUCCUCUGGUCAAUUACAAAAUGGUAAGAAGAAAGAAGAUUUAUUAAAAGAGUAUGACAAUUUAAAAAACCAUGAAACAUUAUAUGAAAGUUUUUGUAUAGUUGGUCAAGAUGAAUGUACCAUUGAUGUUGAAGUUGUUAAUAAAAAUGAAACAUCUAAAGAACCAAUUAUUGAUAUAGAACUUGUCUUUCCUCGUCUCAAAGAAAGUGUUAAAGAUGAUUAUGAAAUUAUAAGUAGUACACCUGGAGGAACUGUUGCUGAUUUACUUCAUAGUUCAAUAAAACAUACAGAAUGUUUUAUUACUAUUAGACGUGGUUUUUCUAAAAUGCCUAUUGUUGAUAUUGGUAUUCUUGAUGAGUCAAAUGGUGAACAAUUAAUGGCUGAUUCUGUAGCUAUUACACAAACAAGAUAUGGAAAUUCUGCAAACAUAAGUGGUAAUAAAAAUAAACAAGUAUAUUUAACAUUUCGCCGUUUAAAAACAAUGUCUGAGAUAAGUACAAAUGAAGUUGUUACUGAUAUAUGUGUUAUCAAUGCUUCAAACAACGAAAAAUGUCCUGCAUCAUUUUAUAAAAUUGAUAAAGUUUUUAACAAAAGUUUAACUGCAUCCAAUAUGUAUAUUUGUUAUAAAAAAAGUAGAAGAGCAAGACGUUCAAUAUCAUAUUCUCCUAAAAUAUUGGAUUCUUUUUCAAAUGACAGUUGUAAAAUAAUAUCUCCAGAUGUUGCAAAUUUUUGUAUGCCUAAUGGUGUAGAAAUGGUUUGUUGGCCAAUUAAUAAACCAUAUCCAGAAGAUCAAGCAUCUUCAUUUGUUUUAACGGAUGAUAAAGCAAAAAAAACAUAUGCUACAUGUUUAACAUUUUAUGAAAUACAUAAUUUAAAAUUAACUAAUGAACAAAAACAAAAAUUAAAUGUUGAAGAAUUAUCAAAUUCACCUAAAAAAGAAAAUAUUAAUAAUAUUGAUGAUAUUCAAAGUAAUGAAUUUGAUAAAAAAAUUAAUGAUAAAGAAUAUAAUGAAAUAAAAGAAAAAUUAAUUGAUAAUGGAUUAACACUAUAUACACCAAUUGAAACAGAUGAUAAUGAAACAAAUAAAAUAACAAUAGAAAUUAUUAAAGAAGAUUUAAUUAUAUUAAAGAAUAAAACAAUUGUUUUUAUAUCUAAAUUUCCUUUUAAUGAAGGAUUUAAAACAAUAUUAGAUAUAUUAAGAAGAUAUAAUUCAUUAGACAAUGAAAUAAAUAUACCUGUUGAAAGAAUAUUAUCAUAUCUUAUGUAUGAAGUUGUUUAUCCAGCACCUAAAGUACCACAAUUUCGUCUUCAUUUAUUUAAUGAAAAAAUUUUAUUUAAUUUACAUGAUAUUCCAGAAAUGCCAUUAUCUGGUGCAAGAUUUAUUGAUUGUUUAAAUCAAUUAGGUGUUGAAAAUAUGAUAACAAUAUUUUUAUGUAUUCUUCAAGAAAGGACAGUAAUUUUUCAUUCAAUGCGUCACAACACACUCUCACCAAUUUGUGAGACAUUUGUCUCAUUAAUAUUUCCACUUUUCUGGCAAUGUCCUUAUGUACCAUUAUGUAUAAGUGAGGCAAGUAUAAUAUGUGAAUCACCAGUUCCAGUAAUUGCUGGAAUUGACUCAAAAUAUUUUGAUGUUGAAGGUGACCAAACAACAGAUGCAAUAUUUUUUGGUAUUGAUACUCAAUCAUCAUCAUUAUCUAAUGAUGAAGUUAAACGGUUAUUAAAUUCUGUUCCAUCAAAUCCAUUAAAAAUAUUAAGAAAUGAUUUAGAAUCUAUACAUAGAUUUGAUUCAUUUCCUCAAAUAAGAGCAUAUUCUUCUUUAGUAUCACGAGAUAUUCAAUAUGAAUCAUUUAAUAUAAUUGAAAAAACAAAUCAUAAAGUACGAAGAUAUUUUUUAAAAUUUAUGUCAUCAUUAUUAAAAGGAUAUGAUGAAUGUAUAUUACCAUUAAAAAAAGCUCCAUAUUUAGAUAAUUUAAAAGAUAUACAAAAUGUUUUUGAUUUUGAAAAAUUUAUUCGUUCAAAGGAUCGUCAAUCAUUAAAUUUUUUUAAAACAUUUGUAAAUACUCAAAUGUUUCGUCAUUUUAUACAAGAAAGAAUUUUUCAUUCAGAAAAAAAUGAAUUUUAUUUUUUCUUUGAUGAUAUUUAUCGUAAAUGUGAUAUAUCAUCAACAACAACUAUGUAUGAUAAUGAUGACAUUAAUAUUAAUAUGAAAACUAUUGAAGCUAAUAUACAAUGUUCAUCAACAAUAAUGAAAAAUGUUAAAAAAUUUAAACAAUUUCCAAACAAUUUAAAUAAAGAAUUAUAUGAUUUAGAAUUUGUUAAUACAGCUGUUGGUUUAAAAGCUAAUUGUUUAAUGUUAACAAAAGAUCCACAAUUAAGAAAUUUAAAUGUUUUAAGAAGUGUAUAUGAAUUAAAAUGUGAAAAAGAUAAAAUUCGUUUACAUUUAAAUGAAUCAACUUUUACAUGGCCAAGAAUAAUAUUAUUUGAGAUAAAUGCUAUAUGGUUUUCAUUAUUACCAAAUUUUUUACAAAAAAUUAAUAAUAAGUUAUUAGGAUUAAAUCUAGGAAUAAAUUAUUUAUUUAAUUUAUUAGAUACAAAAGUUAUAAUAUUAGACCAACAACCAUUUCGUGUUAUUAUACAUUUAUGUGGUUUCUAUGGGAAACCAUAUUGGAGUUAUAGAGUUCUUCAACUUAUGGAAUGUUAUGGAAUUAUGCCAGAUUGUAUAACUUUACCUAUAUAUCAUAAAGCAAUAACAGCUAAAGGAUGGCCAUCUGAAAAUGAAAUAAAAGCAUAUAGAAAAUUUAAAGGUGUUGGUUGGGUUAUUAUAGGAAUUAAUUAUAUGGUAAAAACACAUAUUAAAAUAUCUCCAACAAAUGAAAUUGGAAAUGUUGCAAAAGAUAUAAACAAAAUUUUUAAGACAUUAAACAUUAAUGAAAAUAGUGAUAAUGAAAUAGAAAAUGAUGAAAUUUGUAAUGAAACAUUUAAUCCACAUCAAUACAAAAAAACAAUAAAUAAUUAUAUUGAAACUAAUGAUGAAUGUAAAGAUUUACCUAUGUCAUUUGAUUUAUUAGAACCAAAUAAACAUUUUAUGACAUGGAAAAAAAAUGAUGAAAAUAUAGCAUUAAAAAAUAGUCAAAAAUUUCCUGAAUUAAAUAAUUUUGUUAAUAAUAUGAAAAAAAAAGGAUAUUUAUUAAAAAUUAGAAAAGAAAUUGAAGAAAAAAAUAUUUCUAAUGAGGAGAUAAAUGAAAAGGAUAUUUACAUUGAUUGUUUAUAUAAAGAACAUUUUGAUAGUGAUAUUCCUAUUACAACAAAUGUAUCAUUAAUUGGAGAUUCUAAAAAUUAUUUUAAAAUUGAUAAUAAUAUUGAAGAUUUAAAAAAAAAUUUAAAUACAAGUUUAAGUAGUCUUUGUAUUUCUCAUGAAAAAAAUCCUCUUAAUGAUAUUGAAUAUGCAUUAACUGUUAAUACUAAUACAUCUAUUAAAUGUAAUGAUAUAUUAGGUUCAUCAACUAAUAUUAAUAUUGAACCAUUAGGAAUUGAUGAAUUAUCAGAUAAAAAUUCUAAAACUGUUUCUGAAUCUAAUUUAGAAGAAUCAAGAAGACGAUUUUUAAUUGAACAUUUAAGUGAACCAUUUUCUGAAAAAAAAGAAGAACAAAAUAUGAUUGAUUCAACAAAAUUAACACCAUCCAAAAGUUGGUUUAAAACAUUAAGUAAAUCUCCAUUAGUUUCAAAAAUUUUAAGCCCAUCACUUGUAAAUAAACAAGUAGAUACAUCAAAUUUAAAACAUUCUUUAUCAACACAAAGUUUAUCAACAAUAUUAUUUAAACCAGUUCAACAGGUGGCAAAAAAUUUAUUUGGUGAAAUGAAAACAAAAUGGAAAACAUCAAAUAGUAAUGAUAUUCCAUGUAAUGAUGAAUUACCAUUAGGAAUUGAACAAGAAACAGACCAUUUUGCCCAAAAAAUUUAUCGUAUAAGUAACGGGUUAAUUUAUGGAUUUCGUGGUAUUGAAAGAUUUUCAACAUUAAUGAAUCAAUAUAUUGAAUCAUUUCCUUUUCUUCGCAAAUGUAAUCGUCAAUUAAAAAGAAUUGAAUUAUCAAUUGCUUCAAGAUGUACUAAACGUGAAUGUGGAAAUAUUAAUUAUGAUGAAGAAAUAUGGACAAAAUUUAUGGAAUGUGAAGAGUCUUCAAUAUAUUCAUGUUAUCAUUGUGGUCAUAAUUUUACACCAUUAUUAACAGUUAAAAUAUUUAAUAAUACAAUUAUGAAAAAAAAUAGUUAUUAUCAACAAAAUCAUUUACGUGAAAAAGUUGAAUUUGGUAAUAAUGAGGAUUAUUAUAUCUCAUUUCCUGUACGUUUUUUAAAUCCCGUUUAUUUACGUAUGAUAUUGGAAACGCAAAUAUUAAGUUGUAAUAAUUAUACCAUUGGACCUGGUUUUUUUUAUGAUCAUCAAAUGCUUUAUUACAAUCUUCUUUAUUAUUUUAAAAGAACUAAUAUGCUAUCACAUUUAAAUUUAUGGUGUGGGACCAAUGUUCAAGUUAUAUGUACAUAUGAUGUACCUGAACUACAUGAGGACAAAAACCAACCAUUAUAUCUUAUGUCAAAACAAAUUAUUAGUGAACCAAUAUUAACUGAAACAUUACUUAAAAGACCACCUUUUCGUUUUUUAUUUGAUAUCAUAAGUGAAACAAUUCGUAAAACAUCAUUUUUAAGUGAUAAGUAUACUGAAGAUAUUCUUAAAUUUGAAAACUUUAAUGAAAAAAGUAUAAAAAUUUCAUUUUUGGAUGAAUUAAUAUCAAUAAUUAAUAAUGAUGGUAGUUUGGAUGAACUAAAAGGAAGUAAAAUUGUUGCUGGAAAAGAUAGUCAUUUGACAAAUUUAUUUUUACAAAAAUUUGCCAAAGCAGCUAAAGAUUUUAAAAAAGCUAAAAAAAAGAAAAAAAAUAAGGAAAGUAGUGAUGGGAAGAAGGAUAGUACAAAAAAUAAAAGUAAUCAUUCAGAAAAAAAAUUAAAAAUAGAUAAAACAACAGAUGAAAGAUCUUCAAGUAAAUCAAAUAAAGAGGAAGAAAAUAAUGGUGAUAAUAAAUCAAAAGAAGAAAAAAAAUUAAAAAAGAAUGAAAAAGAGAAUGGAAAACAUAAAAUUAAAGAAAAAGAUAAAAUUAUUAAUAUAUCAGAAGAGGAAAUAAAUCAUAAUUUUUCAAAAAAAUCAAACAAAAAAUCCAGUAAGAGAAGUCAAAAAACAAAAGAAAAAAAUUCAUCAAUUACCCAGGAGAAUAAUGUUAUAGAGGAAGAAAAGAAUAUAAACAAUAACAAUAUUUCAUUACAACAAAAUAAUAAUGACAUUAAAUUAAAAAAUAAUGAAUUAAUAGUUGAAAAGGACAAAGAUAAUGAUAAAAUUAAUAAUCAUGAACAUCAAAUAGUUACAUCUCCAUUAAUUCGACCUGGUACAGCUGUUGCACGUCCUCCUCCUCCUAAAUUAAAAAAAAAUCAAAUUAUUUAUGAAGAAGGGACUGAUAAAAAUGAAAUUGAUACAUCUAUAACAGUACCUUUAAUUACAGAAGAAGAAUCUAAAAAUACAGAAAUAGAUGAUGAUAUUUUUGUUACAGAAGAAAUACCAAUUAAUAAAUUUAGUGAUACUUCUAUAAAUGUUAAUAAAAUUAAUGAAGAUCAACAUGGUAUACUUGUAAAUAAGAUUGUUGAAAAUACAAAAAAUAUUGAAAAAGAUUCUUAUCCAUUAUCAGUAAAAUAUCAUAUAUAUGAUGACAGUGAAUAUAUUCAAUUAAAAGAAGAAACAGAUGAAUUAAGAAAGAGUAUACAACAUUUAACACAAACAAUAUAUCCUUUAGCUCAAAUUUUUGAUUUUAUACAAGAAGAUUUUGAUGAGAUGCUUCGUGAAUUAGAUUCACCCUGGAACAGUGUACAUGAACAAAUAUUAUUAAGUUUAGAAAGUGGAGAUUUUAUAAAACCAAUGACACAAUAUAUUGCUACAAUUAGAGCAAAUAAAACAAAUCACGACAUGGUUUCUGGCGACAGUUUUUCUAUGUACAGAGAUUUUUUAUUUUCUACAUUAGAUAGAUAUGGUACACGUGUUGAUAUAGCAAACUUUGAUUUUUACUAUAGAGAAGCAUUUGAAAAGAUACCACCAAUGAUAAUGAAUGUCUUACCGGCAAAAGAUUAUGCUCCAUCACAAAUAAGAAUGGCAAAUAGAAGAAUAUUUAUUCCAUUGGAUCUUGUUUAA
Molecule: messenger RNA, 6234 nt
Organism: Strongyloides ratti
Lineage: Eukaryota; Metazoa; Nematoda; Chromadorea; Rhabditida; Strongyloididae
Product: Calmodulin-binding protein related to a Rab3 GDP/GTP exchange protein
Exons: 6
Coding region: 1-6234 (2077 amino acids)
Biological process (GO): regulation of Rab protein signal transduction
Cellular component (GO): cytoplasmic vesicle
Source: RefSeq, a predicted model, not a curated record